UAGACUACCAUCUGCAACGAUAUCCUCCAAAUCAAUUCGAACGCUGUGGUAGUCAAGAGAACACAUCAAGUUCUUACACGCAGUCUUAAUUCUAUCUGGAAUUUAUUCUUUGAAAUUUUUUUGAUUUCGAUCAGCCUAUAAAUCUUAAAAGAUGCCUUUCGUCCCAGCUGAUAACCCAAAAUGCCCAAAAUGCGGUAAAUCCGUAUACGCAGCCGAAGAACGUGUUGCAGGCGGAUAUAAAUUCCACAAAUCAUGCUUCAAAUGCGGAAUGUGCAACAAAAUGUUGGACUCAACAAACUGCACAGAACAUGAAAAGGAAUUGUUCUGCAAAAACUGCCAUGGUCGUAAAUACGGUCCAAAAGGCUAUGGUUUCGGCGGUGGUGCCGGUUGCUUGUCAAUGGACUCUGGUGCCCAUCUUCAGAACCAGAAUGGCGAUGGAGGAGUUCGAAACGGUGCAUGUUUGGAACCACGAGUCAUUUUGAAGGCACCCGAAGGACAAGGUUGUCCAAGAUGCGGUGGAUGGGUAUACGCCGCCGAACAAAUGUUGGCACGCGGAAGAGGCUAUCACAGACGGUGCUUCAAAUGCUUGGUUUGCAAUCGAACAUUGGACUCAACCAUGCACUGCGACGGGCCUGAUAAAGAAAUAUAUUGUCGAGGUUGCUAUGCACAACGCUAUGGUGUCAGAGGCUAUGGUCAUAUUGGCUUCUCUUCUCUGGGCUUGAUGUCCGAUAUUAGAGAUAAAGAAUGGCAAAGUGAACUGGCUCCAAAAACAUACUCCAUCGAUACGGCCAAGAUUCAAGCUCCACCAGGACAAGGAUGCCCACGAUGCGGUGGUGUUGUGUUUGCGGCUGAGUUGGUGUUGUCAAAAGGACGCGAAUGGCAUCGCAAAUGCUUUAAAUGCAAAGACUGCACCAAGACUCUUGACUCGAUUAUCGCAUGCGAUGGACCCGACAGAGAUGUAUAUUGUAAAACUUGCUACGGAAAAAAAUGGGGACCUCAUGGUUAUGGUUUCGCAUGCGGAUCUGGUUUCCUUCAAACCGAUGGAUUGACUGAAGAACAAAUUUCGCAAUCCAAACCAUUCGCUGAUCCGGAUACAACAUCGAUUAAAGCUGCACCAGGCCAGGGUUGUCCACGUUGCGGCGGAGCUGUGUUUGCGGCUGAACAACAAUUGGCCAAAGGAUCAAUAUGGCAUCAAAAAUGCUUCAACUGUGCUGAAUGCCAUCGACCAUUAGAUUCAACACUUGCUUGCGAUGGGCCCGACCGUGAAAUCCAUUGCCGUUCAUGUUACGCCAAACUCUUUGGACCAAAAGGUUUCGGUUAUGGUCACUCACCAACUUUGGUGUCAACCAGCGGUGAAUCAACAAUUGCUUACCCUGAUGGUAGAGCGUUCGGUGGUCAAAAGGCUCCUGCUGGCUCUGGUUGUCAACGUUGUGGAUUCCCAGUUUACGAAGCUGAAAAGAUGAUUAGCAAAAAUCGUCAUUGGCACAAACGUUGCUUCUCAUGCAGCGAUUGCCAUAAAUCAUUAGACUCAACAAAUUUGUGCGAUGCACCAGAUAAUGAAAUCUACUGCCGAGGUUGUUACAAUCGUCAUUACGGUCCGAAAGGUGUUGGAUUCGGUAUGGGAGCCGGCUGCCUUACUAUGGUUUAAAUAUCGUCCAAUUCAGAAAUUCGUUUCCGUUUUCAUAAAAUAGAUCAUCUUUUUUUGUAAUUUUAUAGAAGAAUCUUUUUUUUUCAUUGAAUAAUAUAUAUUUUUAUCAAACGGUUUUCAUCUGACUCAUAAUGAACUUAUGAUUUUGUUGUUACGUGUAUGUUUUGCGCUCACUCUAUAUAAUUAUAACAGAUACAGAGACGUUUCGAAGAGAGACAAAUGAAAAAAAAAAAAAAA
Contarinia nasturtii (swede midge) is the source of this 1885-nucleotide messenger RNA. RefSeq names its product muscle LIM protein Mlp84B-like. Gene Ontology annotation, molecular function: structural constituent of muscle; actinin binding. The record is from RefSeq and is a predicted model, not a curated record. Lineage: Eukaryota; Metazoa; Arthropoda; Insecta; Diptera; Cecidomyiidae. Bases 152 to 1648 code for a protein of 498 amino acids. Gene Ontology annotation, cellular component: cytoplasm; Z disc; nucleus. Gene Ontology annotation, biological process: muscle tissue development; sarcomere organization. The transcript is spliced from 16 exons.